UUGUUUUUUUAAACUUUAGUUUAUUUAGUAAACAUAUUCUUAACUCCAUUUCUUGAACUGCAUUGUUGGUUAAGGGCUUGUAAGUAAGCAGUUCACGGUAAGGUCUACACCUUUUGUAUUCAGCGCACGUGACAAUUUGAUUUGAUUUAUUGUUGAAUACAACCUUUCUUCCUUUCUCUUUGUGCCUCCCUUUAUCUUUGUCUUCCCUCCCUCUUCAUCUCCCUCUCUUCGCUCUGUCUUUGAAAGUUCAGGUCUUGUUGAAACAGGAAACUGAGUGUCUGAGUAAGAGGUGAAUAUAAACCCCCCUCUCACAUCUCUCCACUCAGAUGUACUACAGAGCACUCUGCUGUGCUACACCUACAGAGCCUCCAUCUAUCACCACUGGCGCCUUUCCCCAUUGGAACAUCACAGAGGAGGAGAACACUCAUUCUCCGUUGGUGUCUAAAGGACUCUCACACAGAUUCUCAAACACGCACAUGUCAUACUCGCAUUACACGUGAAUGUUACCAGCAGUGUGAAACACCCAGACCCACUGGACUCGACCUCUGGGCCUCACUGGGUUAUACCUCUAUCCCUGCGGUACUCUACAGCUCUGACAUCAACUCAUUCCACAGCAUCAGAGUGCUGCUGAUCGUCACCAGAGCCACAACAGGGCAAUGCUCCCCCAGAGUUCUCUGGUAUCCCUUCCAUAAGAGCUCCACAUCGCCAUGGGCAGUGGGCCCAGUAAAGAGCAUCAGGGAUCCAGCACUCAUGCAGCCUUGCUGGGCCAGGAAGAGCUCGCUGAGCCGGUCAUACUGGAGAGCAGCAGGUAUGUGGUAGUGGCCCUGUAUAACUAUCCCACUGGACAUCCAGCAAACAGCAGUAUCCGCGCGGGAGAGAGAAUCAAUGUGCUUUCAGACGAGGGGGAAUGGUGGAAGGUGAGAUCCUCUGCCACAGGCAAUGAGAGCUACAUCCCCAGCAGCUACACAGCCAGGGUGUACCACAGGUGUCAGUAUGAGGGUCUCAGCAGAAAGAAGGCUGAGGAGCUCCUGUUGCUGCCCAACAACCAGACUGGCUCUUUUCUGGUCCGGGAAAGUCAGACCCGCCCUGGUGCCCACUCCCUGUCAGUGCGUAAAACCAGUGACCAGGACCGUUGCUCAGUCAAACACUACCGGAUCCAACAACUGGAGAACGGCUGGCACUUCAUCUCCCCCUGCCUCACAUUCCCCACCCUCACAGCCCUAGUGGACCACUACUCAGAGGUCACUGAUGGGCUGUGCUGUCUGUUGGGGGAGCCUUGCUUCAUCCAGGGGUCCAACAGCAUUCCUGUGGCUACUGGCCCAAUACCCAUGGCCGUCAGGAAGUCCACCCUCAACUGGAAAGAUGCGGACAGCUCCAUGAUUUUUGGCAAGGUCAAUGAGGAUUCCCUGGUGAGCGAGGGCCUGAGAGAGGCCAUCAGUUCCUACCUCUUCAUGACAGGGGACUGCAGCCAGAAAUGGGACAGCUGAGACUGGAGCUGUCCUCAAGAGAGACAAAUAGUGAGAUACACAGACUAAAACGGAGAGUAAAACGGAGCAAGGAGCUUACCUAUUGGGGCAGAGGGUACCCGAGGACCAUAUCACGUGGCCAUGAACCUAGUGGAUCUUGAACAUUGUUGAGGGAACUGGGAUUCACAACUCAACCACUGCAGACAACCAUUGUUCUCAAAGCGAUGGUUGUCAAGUGCUGACAUUGCCAAGCAGACGAGGCCCAUAUUUGCUUGGAUUCAUGAUCAGAAGACAUUUUUAGAUCCUGGAGGCAGACUAAAAAAUAGUUGACAGAAAUAAGGGAGUAACUGUGCCCAUAGGAACACAGUGUUCUAAAGAGAUCAUGCAUUCAAACUGAUUACAGCUUGCAACAUGGAAAUGAGAUGAUGAUCCUCACUGUGUCAGAUUGUGUACAUGAUCUCUAAUGUUAAACUAGAACAGUAGGUCUAAAGACAGUGACACGAUAUGUUGCCAUUUAUUAUGGUUUUUGAAAAGCUGCUAACUUCAUAAUGAAAUGUUCCAUUCAGCCUUUACUCGUGAUUCUAAGUAACCACCGCUGAUUGCAAUGUUCUUUACAGAAAGUAGUGUGAUAGUGAGGUAUACAGCCCUAUAUAUGAAAGGCAUAACCACCUGCAUGUUUCAAAUAGAUCCCCUAUCAUCAGUAAACAGGCUAUUUGGUUGGUUUUGUUGAGCUACCUUGAAAGAAAGGAAAUGUUUGUUGUAUGGGUUUCCUGUCCUGAACAGAAACACCUUUUAGCUGUUGCUUGUUCUCCACCGCACCGCAGUAUAACUUUGACACAGGAUAUGGUCAAGGUGCAGUGGAAAAAAAUAUAGUGUGGCAGAGACAGCAGAAAGUUAUGAUUUGUGCUGAAGAGCAUCUCAAAGCUAUGUGUAAUAUUGAAGCAAUAAGGCAAGAGGGGUUGUGGUAUAUGGCCAAUAUACCAUGGCUAAGGGCUGUUAUUAUGCAAGACGCAUCACGUAAGCGUAUUUAGAAAAGUACAAAUAAAUGUUUCAUUCCCAUGGUGUACUGUCUCAUACCACAGCUUUCAGCCAAUCAGCAAUCAGGGCUCGAACCACCCAGUUUUUAAUAUGGUAUAAAACACUUAAAUGUUCUUAUGUGGUUUCAUCAACUGAAAUAAUAGACUAUAUACAUUAUGUGCUCAAUAUUGAGCUUUGUGAUCAAUACAAGUUGUGGAAAUGUUUUCUUUACUAUCCUACAUUAAAACAUUUAAUGUUGAAACAUU
Messenger RNA from Oncorhynchus nerka (sockeye salmon), 2749 nucleotides. RefSeq names its product src-like-adapter 2. The record is from RefSeq and is a predicted model, not a curated record. Gene Ontology annotation, cellular component: COP9 signalosome; plasma membrane; nucleoplasm. The coding region runs from base 708 to 1487 and encodes 259 amino acids. Gene Ontology annotation, biological process: regulation of MAPK cascade; signal transduction. Gene Ontology annotation, molecular function: phosphotyrosine residue binding; epidermal growth factor receptor binding. NCBI's taxonomy places the organism in Eukaryota, Metazoa, Chordata, Actinopteri, Salmoniformes, Salmonidae. The transcript has 8 exons.